AGUCUAAACCGAAUAACCCAGUAAACGGGCCCACAUCUUCCGAGUUAAUUCUGAAACUCGACUCAGUCACUCCACCACUGCGAAGCCACGCGAAAAUGAGAGAUGUUAACGGUGACGCUGUUCCGCCGAAAACCGCCACAAGCUCAGAGAAAACCGAAUCCGAAGCUCCGUCAAAAAGAGAUUCAAAGAAAACACGAGAAGAUUCCGAAGUAGACACAGAAGCCAACAGAAAGCACAGAAAUUCACGAAGGAAAUCACGCGACAGUUCGGAUUCCGACGGCGAUAAACGAAGCAGAAAGAAGAGGAAAUCACGUAAGCGAUACAGUAGUGAUUCUGAAUCUGAUUCGGAUUCCGAAGGACGCAGGAAGAAGAGGAAAUCGCGUAAGCGAUAUAGUGAUUCUGAAUCUAUUUCGGAUUCUGGUUCAGGUUCGGAUUCUGAGAGUGACGAGUCCGAAGCAUCGGGUUCGGAUUUGGAAUACUCGGAUUCAGAAUCGGAGACGGGGAGUGAGGGAGAGAGGAGGGAGAGGAAGAGGAGGGAGAAGAGGAGGAGGAGAGAGAGGGAGGAAGAGAAGAGGAGGAGGAGAGAGAAGGAGAAGAGGAGGAGGAAGAAGGAGAGAGAAGAAGAGAGAAGGAAGAAAGAGAAACGGAAACAGAAACAGAAGAAGGAGAAAAAGGAGAGAGGGAAGAAAGGAGCUGUGACUAAUUUAUGGGGAAAGUAUGGUAUUAUUAGAGAAACUGAUAUGUGGAACAAACGUCCAGAAUUCACUGCCUGGUUGGCAGAAGUAAAGCUGGUGAAUAUGGAGCAUCUGUCUAAUUGGGAAGAAAAACAGAUGUUUAAAGAAUUUAUGGAAGAUCACAACACAGCUACAUUCCCUUCCAAAAAGUAUUACAGUCUUGAUGCUUACUACAGACGUCAAAUGGAAAAAGAGAUGAAAAAGGGUAUUAAAAUGGUCAAGGCAAAAGAACGAACUGUUUUCAAUGAUGAAGAACAACGCAGACAAGAGUUGUUGCAAGCACGUGAAAAACACAAGGAAGAGCAAGUAAUAGCUUUGAAGCGCGAAAUGGAAAGUGGAAUGGCACAAGCAAUGAAAGAGCAAGCUCAACUUAGGGAGGAGAUGGCUUACCAGUACAAGCUUGGCAACUUUGAGGCUGCUGCCGCAAUCCAGAGAAGGUUGGAUCCUGAUGCUGCGGUGUAGUUUGUGGACAUAAUUUUUUGCGGAUAUGAAUCAGGCCAUGGGGUCUUAUGAUCAUGUUAUCAUGACAAACUCAUUUCAUGGAUAUUAUGGCCUCAAUAUAUUGAGCAAUGGAUGGGUUUUUAUCUAAUGGGUUUUAUCUGUCAAAGUAGAAGAGUAAAAUAUUCAACAUUGUGGCAUUUUCUACUUGGUGCUAUCAGAGUGCUAAUUUAGAGGUCUUGCUUUGUGGUGGAAGAUUUGAGUUUGUAUGUGAGCAAGCAUCUCCAAACUGUCCAAGGCUAUACAUGCAAUGAAAAGGGCCAUCGAUAUUUUUUCUGAUCCUUUACGUAAAAAUUUCAAUUCUAAUGA
Vicia villosa (hairy vetch) is the source of this 1541-nucleotide messenger RNA. RefSeq names its product DEAD-box ATP-dependent RNA helicase 42-like. Lineage: Eukaryota; Viridiplantae; Streptophyta; Magnoliopsida; Fabales; Fabaceae. The coding region runs from base 96 to 1196 and encodes 366 amino acids. The transcript has 8 exons. The record is from RefSeq and is a predicted model, not a curated record.